AUGACAGUCCAGCCUCCGAUGCACUGGGAGCACCAUCCCCAUAAUCCAUUCAACUGGCCGCGUUGGAAGAAAUGGAUGUCCAUGCUAACAUCAUGCUGGGUUACCUUCAUUGUCGGGUUGAACGCCACGUCUAUCACCACCGCAGCCGACGCAAUAUCAUCCGAAUUUCAUUUAGCCAAUGAAAUAUUUGAGUAUAACUUCUUUGCUGUUACGGCGUGGAACGCUGCGGCGGCAUUUGUUCCGCUAGCGACUCUCCCAUUAAUGGAGACGUAUGGCAUGAAGUUUGGCUUUUUGGUGGCAUAUGGUCUCUUUACGAUUUUUCUGAUCCCGCAGGCCUUGGCCCAAAAUUUCGCCACGCUUGUCGUUUGCCGGGCUAUUGCUGGGGCUUUCGGAGGAACUUUGCAGAAUUGCGCAGAUGGAAUAGCGUCGAACCUGUUCUUGCAUCAUCGAGAGCGGGUCUUUCCUUUAACCUUGUAUACAUUCACCUUGUUGUUCGGGGUGACAAUGGGCCCUGUUUUGGGGGCUAUUGUGGAGCCAUUAGGGUGGCGAUGGAUAUUCUGGAUUGAACUGAUUAUAUACGGCGCAUUCGCUCCGGUUGUUCUGUUUUGUAUGAAGGAAACCCGAGGCCCCUUACUUCGUUUGAAGUUUAUGCCUAACGAGGCUUCGCCGGUGGUGUCAUCGGACGACAGCGAGACCCUGGCAACGUUUAAGGAAACUAUAGCUCGAUCAGCUGUUCUUCUCACAACAGAGCCAACCAUCACCUCUUUUACAUUAUGGUCCGCAUUUGCAUUUGGCCUGGUAUUCAUUUCCACCCAAUCAAUCCCCCUUGUGUUCAGUGACACUUAUGGCUGGCCAUCGUACACCGACGGCGUAGUCCAGGCUGCUAUAGGCAUUGGUCAAGUCAUUGGCCUCCUCGCAUGCACGCUACAAAACCGAGUCUACACCCGAAGUGCUUCACACAACCCGGAUAGUCCCGGAAUCCCUAUCCCUGAGUAUAUCCUGCAUCUUUCCAUUCCAAGCACAGCCCUUGCGCUAGCGGGUGGCCUCUUCAUGUACGGUUGGGGUAUCUACCAGUCGCACUGGAUUGUACUUGCCGUGGCCCUGGCUCUGAUCGGCUAUGCAAGCAUGGUCAUUGUCACCGCGGUUAGUAUUUAUAUCACAGAUUCCUAUGCCGGAUAUGCGGCCAGUGCUAUUGCAGCUGUCGCAUUUGGAGAGAACAUCUUCGCGGCAUUCUUGCCACUAGCAGCCAAGCCAAUGUAUGUUCGGUUGGGUUAUCAGUGGGCGAGCAGUCUACUAGCGUUUGUGGCGCUGGCACUGACUCUAGCACCUGUGAUUUUACUAUGGAAAGGAAGAACCAUCCGAGCGAAGAGUGUCGCAAUCAAGAAGAUGUCGCAUUCCCACUCUUAA
Molecule: messenger RNA, 1407 nt
Organism: Aspergillus caelatus
Lineage: Eukaryota; Fungi; Ascomycota; Eurotiomycetes; Eurotiales; Aspergillaceae
Product: major facilitator superfamily domain-containing protein
Exons: 3
Coding region: 1-1407 (468 amino acids)
Biological process (GO): transmembrane transport
Molecular function (GO): transmembrane transporter activity
Source: RefSeq, a predicted model, not a curated record